CCAGCCUUCCCUGUCUCACCUGGGGGAGAACUCCGUUUAUUUCCUUAAAGAGGUGUAAUUGAUUUUCUAAGCAAAGCUCGCGCCGUUGGAAUAAGUUGGCGCCGAGGGGAAAAGGAGAGAAACUUUUGGCAUUGACUAACGUAUAUAAAUGUAUAUAAAUAUACUUCACACCUCGCCUCCCCUCACAUUCCUGACGCGCCCCCAACGGGGCCAAGGUUAAAAGGAAAGCGCCAACGCAGAGAUGGACACAAACAGAUCCCGGGUUUGCCCCUCGCGCACCCCGAUGUGCUGCUGGGUGUGGCGGCGGGGCGGGAGGGGGGCCCGGGUUGGGGUAUGGGCUGGUGCCGGGGCGGGGAUGCGGGACCCGCGCCCGGCGCCCAGACCGCCAGGGUCUCCCGGCCGCUCCGGGAGCUCACGGGCCGACCUCGGGGUCCCCUCCCCAUCGUCCCUCAUCCCCGCCCGCCCGGGGCCGCGGGUCUCUCUCCCUUCGGGCUGCGGACUGGCACCGUGUAUUUGGGGUCUCCGGGCAGGGUGGGGUGUAAGCACGGGAGGAGCCGUGCAAGGGCCUUGAGUAAAGAUCGAUCUUCGUAAAAAUGGUUGCCACCGGCGUCGUUAUGGCCAUCAGAGCUAUCGCCCAGAGGCUCCGCCGCGGGGCCCCGGCGGUGAGGAGCAGCGGCGGCGAGGCUGGUCCCCGACUCUCCGCGCCGGGAGCCAGCGCGGGGAGCACCCGGGGCUGCAGAAAGCUGAGAUGAUGGAAAGAAUAAGAAAAGAGAUGAUUCUGAUGGAGAGAGGGCUGCACAGCCCCACGGCCGCCGGCAAGAGGUUCUCCAAUCUGUCCGACUCGGCUGGCAAUGCUGUCCUCGAGGCCCUGGAAAAUUCGCAGCACCCGGCUCGCCUCAGCCCGCGCCUGCCGUCCGCCCCCCUGCACAGCUCACUGGGAGACCUCCCCGCCAAGGGCAAAUUCGAAAUAGACUCUCUGUUCAACCUGCAGCACCCGGGCGGCGAAAGCACCGUCUCCUCCGAAAUCGCCUCGGCCUCGGAGGGCCGCAAAAAGCCGGGCCCCUAUUCCGAGGCGGCCGGCGAGGACAUGAGCAGCGACGUGGAGGUGGGCUGCUCUGCGCCGCUCAAGGAAAACAAUGGCAAAGGGUACGCCGAGGGCGGCUCCGCCGCGGGCACCACGGCGCCUUCGUCGGGUUCCGGCCUGGGCAGCCUGCAUGGAGGCGGCGGCGGCGGCGGCGGGGGCGCGGCGCUGGGCAGCUCGGGCGCCGGUGCCGAUCAGGUGCGGCGCUACCGCACGGCGUUCACCCGCGAGCAGAUCGCGCGCCUGGAGAAGGAGUUCUACCGGGAGAACUACGUGUCGCGGCCCCGCCGGUGCGAGCUGGCCGCCGCGCUCAACCUGCCCGAAACCACCAUCAAGGUGUGGUUCCAGAACCGGCGCAUGAAGGACAAGCGGCAGCGCCUGGCCAUGUCGUGGCCGCACCCCGCCGACCCCAGCUUCUACACCUACAUGAUGACGCACGCGGCCGCCACCGGAAGCCUGCCCUACCCCUUCCACUCGCACGUGCCGCUGCACUACUACCCGCACGUGGGCGUCACGGCCGCCGCCGCCGCCGCCGCGGCCUCGGGAGCCGCGGCCGCCGCCUCGUCGCCCUUCGCCACCUCCAUCCGCCCGCUGGACACCUUCCGCGCCCUCUCGCACCCCUACUCGCGGCCCGAGCUGCUGUGCAGCUUCCGCCACCCGGGCCUCUACCAGGCGCCCGCGGCCGCCGCGGGGCUCAACAGCGCGGCCUCGGCCGCCGCCGCUGCGGCCGCCGCGGCCGCCGCUGCUUCCUCGGCCGCGGCGGCGGGGGCGCCCCCCAGCGGCGGCUCGGCGCCCUGCUCGUGCCUCAGUUGCCACAGCAGCCAGUCCGCCGCGGCCGCCGCGGCCGCCGCCGCCGCGGCCCUGGGCUCCCGGGGGGCCGGCGGCGGGGCCGGCGGGGCCGGCGGGGCGGGCGCGGGGGCCGCGGGGGGCUCGGACUUCGGCUGCAGCGCCGCGGCGCCGCGCUCCGACAGCGGCUUCCUGCCCUACUCGGCCGCGGUGCUCAGCAAGACGGCCGUGAGCCCGCCGGACCAGCGGGACGAGGCGCCGCUCACCAGAUAACUACGUCGGGGGCCGUGCCCCGGCGUCCCCUCCACGCCCCCCGCGCCCUCGGGGCGCCCGCGUGCCCUGGGCGCGCUGCCCUCUGAGAACGCUGCCGGCAGGGGGCGCCCCGGCGCGGGAGGGAGACUGGAGGGAACCUGCAGGAAUUGGGGGGGAAAGAACGGGCGCGGAGCCCGGCGGGCGUCCCUCCUCCUCCCACCCCCCCCACAAAAAUUAUUUCUAUUUUUAUAUUUGCUACCCAGCCGCCUCCCCUUCUCUAAGUCUGUUUCCCGCUGCCCAGGGCCUGCUUCCCGUCUCUGUCCCGAGCUCUUGGUCUCCCCAAGAGGAUCCCCUCGUCCGAGGACCACCCCUCCGGGGUCUGGGCUCGCUGGGAGCCCGUAGGCCCGGGUUAUGGGGCCGAACCACGUGGCCGGCGGCGACCGUGAACCACAACAAAGAGAGGGGAGUGGUGCGCGCGGGUGCUCCGUGCGGGAGGGAAAGUCACCCUCGAGGUCCCCGCUGCUGCUCUUUCCCCCUCAUCCUUUCUUUUCUUUACACGAGGGUGAGGGUCGGUGGCAGUUUUCCUCUCGGCCUGAGCUUGUGAGGGGCCCCGUCCCAGGAGAGCGGAGGGAUGGGGGGUCUGAGCAGAAGGCCGGAAGGGGGGGGCAGGGGGACAGCACGGAGGGCUGCGGGGAGGGGGUGUGUUGUGCGGUUGCUUACUGCGUGCGGGACCCAGGCCAGCGGGGCUGUGGCCGCCUUCCCCAGGAAGGACAAAGCAGAGGUGGGAAGGGGUGGCCUCUCGCCUCCUCUCCCUCCUCUCUCUCUCUGGGCCCACCACCACUUUCUCUUUUUUGGUUCGGGAUGGAGGCAUCUUGAAUAUUUUAUGCAAAAACUAAUGGCUAAUGAGGUGUCCACAGCCAGGCCAGGGAAGAAGAGGGAAAUGAAGGGGAGGGCAAGAUUGACAGAUCUCUGGAGUAUUCCAAGAAGAAGCGUUUUCAGCUCAGUUUUUCAGCUGCUGGGUUCCAUUCCAUCUGGGAAAUACUUGAAUCUCUAGAUGUACGCUAUUAUCCCGAAGCAUUUCCUUAGACCCUUUUCUGAGUCCGAACUCUCUCUCCCCCUCAUUCCUUUCGUUCUUCGCUUUCUCACUCCUCCGGUAAAAUGGUUCUUGGCAUGUUUCUCACGCACUUCCAUUGCGCCUGCCUUCGCCGCUGCAAAGCAAGCCGCCGCUGGGUUGUGGAGACCCGCUCUGCCAACUCCGGCUACUGGAGGGGGGUUUCCUUGAACUUGAAGAAAGGCACAUCAAAACCCACCAGUGUUAACUGCCACGUCAAUUUUGAUGCUAAUAAUGUGCAGAUUAUGACGAAAAUUGCCAAUCAUGCUCUCUGAUGGACCUCCUUUGAAUGUGGAAUUGGAGAAAAGUUCCCCGCAUGGAGACCUGCUGUCAAGUACUAACAACCCGCUAAGGGAAGUCAUUAAGAGAGACGGAUAAGAGACUCGGUACAUAAAACAUUGUUCUUGGUGCAUAGAAUGUAUGUUAUUUAACGUUAUCUCUGUUACCUGAAGUGAUUUCGAAGAAGAAAGAUGCGUUCUUAUCAUCUCAAUUGCCAAUUUUCAUUUUGGUAACUUGGACGUCCUGGGUAGACUUUUCUCUGUUAAGUUGAUAUUCCACCAAUGUGAAGAGCCUCAUUAAAUCAAGCCCAGAUAUUUCCAUAAUGCUCCCCGCAGAGCCACUUCGCUCCUCACAUAAUGAGAUUUUUCUGAAGAGUUAAAGCCCUAAAAUAACUUGCUAGUGCAUGUUUAGACCCAGUGAAGUGGGUAUGUGUAUUAAAGUGUAGGUAUGCUACCUACAUAUUUGUGUGUGUGUGUAUAUGUAUGUAUGUAUAUACAUAUAUAUCUGUUCUCUUAAACAUAUACAUAUGUAAAAGAUACACACACACAUUCAUAUAUACCCAUUGGCACUAUUUUCUGUGAUUUAUUUCAAAUUUGUGUUCUGACAUAGUUUUGUUGUUUUAAAGACACUGGAUUUAGAAAUAUAUUUUUUAAAAAAAAUAGGCUUCCAGGAGGCUUUUGAAAGAAUUCACUUUCCAGGAUAAAUUAUUAUUUUCAUCAAAUGGAAAAUAUUUCAAGGGGAAACAACAUUUCCUCCUGGGGUCUAUUAAAAUAUUCCCAUAAAAUAUUAGAGAAUUUCCCAAUGAAAUAGCAAUGAUCUAAAGCUUAACUUUUUUCUUUUUUUCUUUAAAGAGAUGAGACUACUUAUGUUAAAUAUUGAUUAUACCAGCUCUUACUGAGUUUACAUUAAAAUAUUAAUAUAUAAUUUAAGGCUAAAUAAAAUAAACCAAAAUAUGGUACCCUUUAUCAGCUUUAACUUUGUAGAUUGUUAAAGUCCUUUCUUAUGAUCAGCUAUUAGAUGUAUAUAAGGUACUUUAGACGAUAAUGUUUACAUUUCCCCCCCAAAUAUAUAUGACCGGUGAGAAGGAUGGUUGAAAAAAAAAUGAACAUAAAUUCAUGUUAUGUUAGGUCCAUUGGAUCUGGUUAUUAUAUUAAAAUAAAAACUGUAAAUAAAGUCUUCGUGCUUUAAAUAUUGCUGGCUGUAUGAACUUACUGUAAGAUAUUUUACAAAUGUGCAAUAAUUAUAAAGCUUUGUAUAUUACGUUAUUUAUUGUGUUUGGUCAUGUCAAAUAAAUGUUAUUUAAAUCAAA
Messenger RNA from Pipistrellus kuhlii (Kuhl's pipistrelle), 4818 nucleotides. It is a transcript of the gene EVX2, whose product is annotated as even-skipped homeobox 2. The record is from RefSeq and is a predicted model, not a curated record. Gene Ontology annotation, molecular function: RNA polymerase II cis-regulatory region sequence-specific DNA binding; DNA-binding transcription factor activity, RNA polymerase II-specific. Gene Ontology annotation, cellular component: nucleus. Gene Ontology annotation, biological process: regulation of transcription by RNA polymerase II. The coding region runs from base 749 to 2140 and encodes 463 amino acids. Lineage: Eukaryota; Metazoa; Chordata; Mammalia; Chiroptera; Vespertilionidae. The transcript is spliced from 4 exons.